Molecule: messenger RNA, 2299 nt
Organism: Aphanomyces invadans
Lineage: Eukaryota; Oomycota; Saprolegniomycetes; Saprolegniales; Verrucalvaceae
Exons: 10
Coding region: 25-1914 (629 amino acids)
Biological process (GO): ATP generation from poly-ADP-D-ribose; carbohydrate metabolic process; regulation of DNA repair
Cellular component (GO): cytoplasm; nucleus
Molecular function (GO): poly(ADP-ribose) glycohydrolase activity
Source: RefSeq, a predicted model, not a curated record
CUGGAAAUCCGCGUUCUUUUCACAAUGAAACGAGUUAAGCGAAAGCGCCACACACCCAAAGCCGUCGCGGCGAACGUGCCAAACAAGCUCGACUUCUUCAAGAAGCGACCCCAGAAAGUAACCACUGGCAUGGACGAAGUGAAGAGUGGUGCAAAUUCCGCGCUAUCUUUGUUCUUGGGGUGGACGUUUACCUGUCUUGGAUUGUCGAAAGUAGAAGAAUACAAAGUCAAGACAAUCGUGCAUCUGCACGGAGGACGCAUGGAAAACGGAGACAAUAGUGAUGGUGGCAGUCGCAACCUUCGACGAUUCACCACGUGCUCGCAUGUCGUGACAGGGUACUGGUUUCCAGUCUCGCCGCUCACGAAUGGCUCUGCAACGUACGUGACGCUCCAUUGGCUCGAGCGUGUGCAUGCAACCGGCAGCAUUCCACACGAGAAAAGCAUGCUCUUCCAUCCGCCGCUGUUCCCUUCCAGCUCGACUCUAGCACUACUGGCGUAUCCUGCGACGUUCCAGGACACGUUCGAUGCUGCGAUUCAUGUCGAGCUGCCGUGUGUACCCACCAGCGUUUUCUGCGACUCUAUCCCCCGGUGGCCAUACAUUGUCGCCCUCCUCACCCGGCCGAUUCCAGAUAUGGACGCGCUGGAGCAAACCAUCCACUUUAUCACAGGACGAACAACACCUCUGCGCUGCCUCCGUCGUGCACUUGAAGACUACAUCGACACGUCGUUGUUCUUUGGAGUUACGCUGCCAUACAUGAUGGACUUGGCUGUGGCCCUCCCGCACCUGUUCACAUGCCCCCUUCGUCUCUUGACCAAACAAUCCGUCGCCACUGUCGAGUUGACGAAGCGCCAAGCGGCGUGCUUGCUCGUUCACGCGUUCUUGUGCACAUUUUCCGAUGCAUCCGAUUCGUUCAAUCAUUUUCAGUUUUUCGAGUUGUUUGCGCCGCCAACGCCACCGUCGUGGACCGCAGAAGACACCGACUUGACCAUGGUGCAAAAGCUCGUGACGGUGCUGCAUUACUUUGAUCGCGUCGCCGCAGACAACGCGGCACCCGGUGCUGCUGCGUACAACCAACAAAGAGUGACGUACUCUCGUUAUGUCCUCAACGCAACCCGUGACGGGAACCCUUCCAGUGAAGCGUGGGCGUCGGUGCAAGUUCAUGCUGACGGCGCGAUUGAAAAUCAUGCUGGGGCGUUGCAAGUGGAUUUUGCCAACAAGUACGCUGGCGGGGGCGUGUUGGGUCACGGUUGUGUCCAGGAAGAGAUUCGCUUUGUCAUCAACCCGGAGUGCAUCGUCGCUUGCGUACUCACCGAAGUACUCGAUUCGAAUGAAUGCUUUGUAAUCCACGGCACUGAGCAAUACGCUGCCUACACUGGAUACGGGUCCACGUUUGCCUAUGCCGGCGACGUUCAAGACACCGUGCCCGUCAAUUCGAAUGGAGUUCGCGACACGAUCAUCGUUGGUAUUGACGCCAACAAGUACUACCGCAACAAUGCAUGGCACCAGUACCGCCCAGAAGACAUCCAAAGAGAACUGGGCAAGGCAACAGUCGGGUUUCAGCCAUUGCCAGAUGAAAACGAGUCGCGGCGGCCGGUUGCGACAGGAAACUGGGGUUGUGGCGUGUUUCAUGGCGACGUGGAGCUCAAGUUUGUCCUCCAAUGGCUGGCGGCAUCUGCCCACCGCCGCCCGAUGCAUUACUACACGUUUGGCAACUCAAACCUUGCGCAUCGCAUCGAUCAGUUUGUCCAAACGGUCGCCGCGUCCGCUCUAACGGUGAGCGACCUCCGCACGUGGCUGCUAGAAACGCAGACGCCGAUGAAUUUGGGAGGGUACAUGCGCCAACACCGCCGCAAGAAUCCGAGUGUAUUUGCCUGGAUUACGACAAUUGUGCAAAGAGUGAAUGCCGCCAAUUGAUGCACAAUGGUGCAUCCUUCAAAAGUCGGAUCUGCUCACUCAAGUGCUCAGAUUUAAAGCACUGCAUCCAACGCUGAGCUGCUAAGCCCCACCUCCUUGUGGAGAAAGAACCGGGGGAUGCUGAAAGGGGCAGACUCCGUACGCCCAAUCUGCAUGCUCCAAUUCACACACCCGGUGAAGUGAACAACACCUGGCACGAUCACAUGAUGGAUGAAUACAUCGCUAGUUGUCUACAACGCCGUCCUCCCUUCGGGUAGUGGUAGGUUUGGCUGAACUCCACGAGGCGCGAGUGGGAUAGCAAUGCACCAGGCACAACGGAAAUGCCCCGACAGGAUUUCCACUUUUCAAGCAAGUGUCCCCAUCCAUCGAUACUCCAUGAAUGAGG